GUGAUGAUGAUUCGAACACGUCAUCAACUCUAAAUCCUCAUAUAGUUCUGACGUGGCCUAAUAGAGACGACACGUGUACACCCUAAACGUACUAACUUAAAGGCAGGUGGUUGUUACCAUGACCGACGACAAAACUUUUGACAUCGUGUUGCCGGAAGUUGGUGCAGUGACAAAAAUGGCGAUCCAGAGCAGCAGCAGCAGCAACAGCAUCAAAGUCAAUGGUCUGCAGUUCGCUUACGAAGGCCAACCACCUCUCUUCUUAGACUUCAACCUCCAAAUAUCUCCUGGUUCUCGAUGCCUUCUCGUCGGCGCCAACGGAUCCGGGAAAACCACUUUGCUGAGGAUUUUGGCAGGGAAGCACAUGGUUGGCGGGAGAGAUGUGGUGCAGGUGUUGAAUUGUUCGGCUUUUCACGACACCCAUCUGGUUUGUAGUGGCGAUUUAUCCUAUUUGGGGGGAUCUUGGAGUAAAAAUAUUGGCUCUGCUGGAGAGGUUCCACUCCAGGGAGACUUCUCUGCCGAACAUAUGAUAUUUGGAGUUGAAGGGAUCAAUCCUGUUAGAAGAGACAAGUUGGUUGACCUGCUUGAUAUUGAUCUACAAUGGAGAAUGCAUAAGGUAUCUGAUGGACAGCGGCGUCGAGUCCAAAUAUGCAUGGGUCUUCUUCAUCCGUUCCAGGUUCUUUUACUAGAUGAAGUGACAGUUGAUCUUGAUGUUGUGGCAAGGAUGGAUUUACUUGAAUUCUUCAAGGAAGAAUGUGAUCAGCGAGGAGCUACAAUUGUGUAUGCAACCCAUAUUUUUGAUGGGUUGGAGACAUGGGCAACAGAUCUGGCAUAUGUCCAAGAAGGCGAUUUAAGGAAGAUUGAGAAGUUAUCUGAGCUUGACGAGUUGAAGACCUCCGCCAACCUUCUUUCAGUGGUGGAGUCUUGGCUCCGUUCUGAAACCAAGUGUGAGAAAAAGAAACCCAUAAAUCCUCCUGCUCAAAUCCAAAGAACACCCUCUCCUUUUGAUUCUUCACCUUUUAGAUCAUCCAGACACAUGGCAUACUACCGUUGAUUUCUCAAUUUGAGUUCUUGCGUACCCCCUAAAUCUCAAAACUCAAAAUCCAUCAUAAAAAAACAAUAAAAAUAACUGUUAAUGCUUGUUUUCCA
Vitis vinifera (wine grape) is the source of this 1146-nucleotide messenger RNA. Its product is annotated as ABC transporter I family member 19. Lineage: Eukaryota; Viridiplantae; Streptophyta; Magnoliopsida; Vitales; Vitaceae. The transcript is spliced from 6 exons. Gene Ontology annotation, molecular function: ATP binding; ATP hydrolysis activity. The record is from RefSeq and is a predicted model, not a curated record. Bases 119 to 1051 code for a protein of 310 amino acids.